AGAGACGCGAAAAAGAGCUAUGCCACGGUUAGUUCCACGUCGGCAAGCGCACGGCACGGCACGGCACGGCACCGCAGCACGUGACACGACAGACGACACAGUCACUCCCACAGCCGCCGGACUCGCAGUCGCAGAUCCCACCCCCGCCGACCGGCCGGCUUCGCUCGCCAUGGCCGCCACUGCCUCCUCCCUCUCCCACCUCCUCCUCGCCCCCAAGCCCAGACCCAAAGCUCAACCAAACCCCUCGCAUCUCCGCUCCCACAGCAUCACGAGCCCGCUCCCCUGCCGUGGGCGGCGCUCCUCCCUCGGGGUCUCCGCCGCGGCAUCCGACCUCCUCUCUCCCGCGCCCUCCCUCAAGUCCCGCCUCGCCGCCGGGGACACCCUCUACGGCCUGUUCCUCCUCUCCUUCUCCCCGACCCUCGCCGAGCUCGCCGCCCUCGCCGGCUACGACUACGUCGUCGUCGACAUGGAGCACGGGCCCGGCGGGAUCCCCGAGGCGCUCGCCUGCCUCCGCGCGCUCGACGCCGCGCGCACCCCCGCCGUCCUCCGCCUCCCGGAGGCUAGCGCCGUCUGGGCCAAGAAGGCGCUGGACCUCGGCCCCGCGGGCCUCAUGCUCCCCGCCAUCGAGUCCCCCGCGGCCGCCGCCGAGGCGGUCUCCCACUGCCGCUACCCGCCGCGCGGGGUCCGCGGCGCCGCGCACCCCAUCGUCCGCGCCUCCGCCUACGGCUUCGACGACUCCUACAUCUCCCGCUGCGAGGACGAUACGCUCGUCAUCUGCCAGGUCGAGACCGCCACCGGGAUCGCGGAGAUCGACGCCAUCGCCGCCAUCGACGGCGUGGACGUCGUGCAGAUGGGCCCGCUCGACCUGUCGGCUAGCAUGGGAUACCUGUGGGACCCUGGGAACAGGAAGGUCCGGGCGGCGCUGAGGGAGGCCGAGAGGAAGGUGCUGGAGGCCAGGAAGAAGAAGGUGGCAGCGGCCUCGGAUGGCAAUGCUGCUUACUUGGGUGGGUUUGCAAUGCAGAAUGACCCGCCAGAGCAGCUCAAGUUGAGGGGUUACCAUAUGGUGGCUGGCGCAGUGGACAUUGCCAUGUUCCGCAAGGCGGCAUUGGAUGAUGUCAAGCGGUUUCGAGAGGCAGUGAUGGAGAUCGGCGAGGAAGGUGAUGAGGAUGAGAAGGAUGAGAAGGAAAAUGACGGGUACUGGAGUGAGUGAGUGAGCAGUGUAGAACAAAGCUGAGCUGAAGCAUGGAGAGAACUGGCUGUGGGGUUUUGUUCUGGUGAUAUGUUUUUGUUCUGGGUUCAGAGGGUCUAAGCGAGAUCUUACGCCUUGUUUAGUUCGCAAAAAAUUUUGGUUUUGACCACUGUAGUACUUUCAUUUUUAUUUGACAAAUAUUGUCCAAUCACGAAGUAACUAGACUCAAAAGAUUCAUCUCACAAAUUACAGGUGAACAAUCUGUUUGGGCAUCUUAAGUAUCCCCGUUUGUAGGAUGAAACUUGGAACUGGUGGCUACCAAUAAAGUGCUGUUCUUUUUCCUCCCCCAGUUCUUUUUAACGUCUGGAGAAGUCUGGAUCGUUUCGUCCAAACGUUUGAAAUUAUAUCAUGGGAUGGGAAACACACAGGUAAUUUUCCAGGUUGUUGGUGUGGUGGGGUCCGGGCAAGCUACACGCCCAGAAUCCAGAUUGUCCAUCUCAACACUUGCUCAACCUCCACCACAGGUUCAGAUAUGCAGCUACAUCCAAUCCAAAACCAGUGGGUCCUUUGGACAUUUCUGCUUCUAAAAAGAUCUCCUUCCAGUAAUAGUAUGCAGCCUUAGGAGAAGCGAAGCUGUCUUCUAAUUCUCUCGAGUCCAUAGCUUUUGCUCUUCAUCUCUCAUGAUCACAAUGCUUGCAGCUAGUUCUGUAGUGAACAGCAACCUUGCUUGCUCAUCAAGGAUAUCAUCCUGUUCGGAUUUCACAUCUGGCCAUUCAUGGCGUCCCAUAGAGGCUGUGAAACUCCAUCGUCGUGCUGUGAGCUCAAUACGUAUAAGUUGUGCUGCUACUAAACCUGCAAAGACUCCUGCUGAAGAAGAAUGGAAAGUUAAGCGGCAACUUCUAGCGGAAAAGCGGGUACGCAGUGUUGAUGUGAAGGAAGCACUGCGCCUUCAAAAGGAAAACAACUUUGUAAUUCUUGAUGUCAGGCCAGAAGCAGAGUUUAAAGAGGCUCAUCCACCUGGUGCCAUCAAUGUACAAAUAUACAGAUUAAUCAAGGAAUGGACAGCAUGGGAUAUUGCAAGGCGUGCGGCGUUUGCGUUUUUUGGCAUAUUUGCUGGAACAGAAGAGAAUCCUGAAUUCAUACAGAGUAUGGUAGCAAACAUUGUUGCUGCUGUUUGAUUACUCAUCAAUGACACAGUAACCAGAAAAGCACGCGUUGCCUUUGUGCAGGUGUUGAUGUGAAGGUUGGGAAAAAUGCGAAGAUAAUUGUGGCAUGUUCUACAGGAGGGACACUGAAGCCAACGCAAAAUUUCCCUGAUGGGAAGCAAUCUCGGUCCUUGAUAGCUGCGUACCUGUUGGUCCUGAAUGGAUACAGCAAUGUGUACCAUCUGGAAGGAGGGCUUUACACAUGGUUCAAAGAAGGGCUACCUGCUGUUGAAGGAGAAGAAUGAGAAGGGAGACUUAUUACGACAUAGUGUUCACAUGCUGGUGACUGGAGUUGCGAGGAGAUUUCUCCUGCCAAUGCGAUGACCUGCCAGUGUGAUGAUGUCCUAGAUUUCUCGUGGCGCCUUUGUUGCCCGAACUGUCAGUGUUUUAUACUUGAGUAUGACAAUUCGAUGACUAUUAGCUUUGACCAAUAAAGUGAGCAGAAGCAUAGUUUCGUUUGGA
Sorghum bicolor (sorghum) is the source of this 2856-nucleotide messenger RNA. Its product is annotated as 4-hydroxy-2-oxovalerate aldolase. The coding region runs from base 20 to 1210 and encodes 396 amino acids. The transcript is spliced from 6 exons. Gene Ontology annotation, cellular component: cytoplasm. Gene Ontology annotation, molecular function: aldehyde-lyase activity. The record is from RefSeq and is a predicted model, not a curated record. Lineage: Eukaryota; Viridiplantae; Streptophyta; Magnoliopsida; Poales; Poaceae.